Molecule: messenger RNA, 1179 nt
Organism: Cebus imitator (Panamanian white-faced capuchin)
Lineage: Eukaryota; Metazoa; Chordata; Mammalia; Primates; Cebidae
Product: protein argonaute 12-like
Exons: 2
Coding region: 1-612 (203 amino acids)
Source: RefSeq, a predicted model, not a curated record
AUGCCUCCCGGGGAGGAGGAGGGAGGAGGCAGGCCGGGCGGAGGGAGGGCGGGGGGAGGAGCGCAGACCCGGGGAGGAGGGUUUGAGGGGCAGAGGGGAAGGGAAGCGGGCAGCGUGGGAGGGGAAGGGGAGGAGGCGCGAGCUGAGCGGGGCUGGGGCCGGGGCAGGGGCGAGAGUGUCGGGAGGGAGAGAAAAGGGUGGCGGGAGAGGAGCACACGCCGAGUCCAGGAGGACCCCAGCGCGCGCCCUUUCUCUUGCUGCCCCGUUUCCCAAUCUCUCCCCGCCUCGCCUUCCUCUCUCCUGUCCCGGCCAGGAGCCCCAGACGUUGCGUCACAACUCCCCGGCUGGCGCGGGCGGGGAAGCAACUGCAAAACUUUCCGCAAACUUCACGGCGUGGUGGGACCUGGUCUGCGAGGUCUGGCUGGCCCGGGGCGGGGCGUGCAGCUGACCCAGGUGGCCAGACCCCGGCCGGCAGCAUCCGCCCCGCCAUCCCGCCUCUUUCUGCCUACGUCUCCAGCAGCCCAGCAGCCCAGCAGCCCAGCAUCCAUGCCGAGGAGGACCCCUCCCCCGGUCUGCAUUUUCGUGACCCCUGCGUCAAUGUCCCCGGCGUAGGAGUGUAGCACUUUUGCUAGCUGGGGCUGCAUCCAGAAACUUGGGGAAAAUCUGUCCACUGGACGUCCCAGAAGACCGACAUCAUCACUCCCAACAACUGGACUGCUGGCCGGUUUAGCAAAAGACCAACUGGAAAUUUCAUGAAAGGGAAGACAAUCCACAGUUAACCCAGUGUUACGCAACAGGUCUCUGCAGCACAGAGCAGGGACUGGGGAGUCAGGAUGCUGGAGUCAAGCCCUGCCUCUCUGUGGAUUACCUGUGCGACCUUGGCAAAGCCUCUUGGGGUCUCAGGACAUAGGGCAGGACUGAAACAUUGAGACCCUAAGUGAAAAGAAGACACAUUUCUCCUACCACAAGUAAUCAAAUAAAAACACUAUGACACUGUAAUACGGACCAGGUGCGGUCGCUCACGCCUAUAAUCCCAGCACUUUGGGAGGCUGAGGAGAGGAUAGAUUGAGCCCAGGAGUUCAAGACUAGCCUGGGCAACAUAGGCAGACCCCAUCAUCUCAUUUUGUUAAUAUAAAUUUUUAAAAUAAUAAAACUGUUAUAUAAAUUUUAUUGUUUCCU